Molecule: messenger RNA, 1829 nt
Organism: Salvia splendens (bonfire salvia)
Lineage: Eukaryota; Viridiplantae; Streptophyta; Magnoliopsida; Lamiales; Lamiaceae
Product: putative F-box/LRR-repeat protein At4g15060
Exons: 5
Coding region: 1-1332 (443 amino acids)
Molecular function (GO): protein binding
Source: RefSeq, a predicted model, not a curated record
AUGGAUGAAAGCGACUGCAAUAAGAGGAGAAAGAGCGAGUGUGGAUCAGUUGACAGAAUAAGUGAGUUACCUGAUGAGAUCAUAUACAUCAUACUGUCUUCUCUACCCUUGAGACAAGCCACGGCCACUAGCCUUCUUUCUCACCGAUGGCACCAUCUGUGGAAGCAUACUUCUAAUCUCGACUUUUAUGACCCCGACCAAGGUUUUUCCAAUCGCAUGCCAUGGCGUGCGGAGAAGUGCCACCAUGUCAAAAUGGUUAAUUCGGUUCUUGAAUCACAUCGAGCCCUUUUCAUUAAACAGUUCAAAAUUUCAAUUUACGUAAACAAAUCAGCACAUAGCACAAUCACCAAAUGGCUCGAAUUCGCGCAGUUGAGACAAGUUGAGAUAUUGGAUUUAAACUUCCACUGUAUGAAUAUGAGUGGAAAGCGUGCGGUUGUGUUAGAAGAUUUGGUGCGAGAGAUGAGGCCUAUGAAAUAUCUCAAGGCUCUGUCUCUGGCAGCUAUGAAAGUCAGUGGUCAAGACAUCUCAUAUUUCCUCCAAAAUUGUCCCUUGUUGAGGGAACUCAACAUCACAAGAUCGUCUUUCACGUCUCAUGUUCAUCUCUCCGGCGAUUUGGAGAUUCUUCGGAUACGUGGAUGCACCUUUGGGAAAUUCGUUAUCGAAAUUUCUGCUCCGCGUCUUUAUGAAGUUGUUGCCAAUGCUUAUGAAGUUGUUUCCGAUGCAAAACCAGGCGCCCUACGGUUCAAGAAUGUUCCAAGACUUGCUAUAGCAAGUCUUGUAAUGGGAAAUCUAAGAUAUAAUGUGCCCAAUUUUGCUUCAACAGUAUCUUGCUUUACUUCAAAUCUCCAAAAACUCAUAUUGUCUCUCCCACUCUCAAAACCUAAGAUUCUUUCAAGGGAAGGGCUUCCUUAUAUGCCUAAUCUAAAGGAGUUGUAUGUUGUAGUUUCGCGUUUCCAUGCGCACCACUGUCUUGUGCCGGUAACAUCUAUAACAUCGGCAUGUCCUCGUCUUCAGAUGUUUACGUUCGAGUUUUAUUUGUAUAAAAUAUCAAAUCUUGGAGAAUCCCCAGAAGUAUAUAAAUUUAAGCAAACUGAUGGCUAUGGACCACCAGAUGGAUGCCCACACCAACGUCUCAGAAUGUUAAAGUUUGAAGGAUCAUGUGCAAUCGAUAUCAGGAAAUUGAUGACCUGUAUUUCAGAUUGUUGCGAUGCAUAUCAAAAGAAAAAUACUCGUACUCCACAUAUGAGUGAGGCUGAGGUACAAGCUCAUAUGGGCCAUAUGCAACAACUUCAAUCCCAGUUACCUCAUCAAGUUGAAUUCAAGUUUAUAUAAUAUUAAUGCACUUCACUUGAGGUCAGCAGGCGCUGGGCCAUGGCAAAGCUACCCACUUUAUGUGCUCUCUCUUUCCCUCUCAACCUUCUACUUCAAGUCUGUAGUGUACAUAUAAGCCUUUGUAUUUCUUCAGUUUCACUCAUACUUGUCUCUCCUACUCCAAUCUCCAUCACUGCUUUUACCUUCUAGUGUGUUGCUUGGUUAUUUUGUCAGCUCUGAGAGAAACCCUUUUGCCCAAAAGGAGGAGGCCACUUCUUUGGGUGUUGCAGUACCAGUUCGAGGCCUUGAGCAUUGAGCAUGGGUUCAUGAGUUUGGUUUAAUAAUAUAAUCAGCAAAAUGAAAGUGAAGGGUGGGAAAUCAGGGAAAGUCAAGGCUUGAAGCUCUAAUCCAAAUCUUUGGUUUUCUUAGUUUUAGUUUCCUCCCAUGUUUUGGGAGUGGCAACAUCAUGACAUGUUAUCUGAAUAUUCAAGUUCAAGAUAUCUGAAAUUAUUGGGUCC